AUGAGUGCUUUUGAUCCGUUAACAUUCCUUACUCCAUCAAACACAGGCGGACCUAAUAACUGCGAGUAUUUUGGCUUCAAAUUUGAUUCAGUAUAUGAUCCAGAAAUUUGGCCUAAAUUAUGCGAAAAUUUUUUCUAUCUUAAACUCUCAAGUGCUAUGAAAGAGAAAGGAGAAACGAAUGUAAUUACUGUUGGUGUAUAUGGUGAACCAACAAAACAAGGAAAUUUCAUACUUUCAGAUUUAAAAUCAACUCAUGUCCAAGUUAUUUCAAAAUUUAAGGUAGAAUACUCUCCAGGAACACUAUUACUACUUAACUGUCCAGAGAUAAUCCACACACCCACAGCAUCCAUUCAAAUUUCAAGUGAAAAACAAAUUUUAAAGAUAGGGAAAGUACGAACGUUUGGAUACUGCGAGAGGCAAGGUACACACUUGGCUUGUACAAAGUUCAUAGAUCUCUCAAAGAAAAGACUUUGUUCGUUCCAUACUGCUUACUACAGAUUAAAAGCGGCAAAUCAGCUUAAUAUGCAGAAGAAAUACUUUCCUACUUCAAUGCCUAUAAAUGGCUUUGGAAAUCCUCGAAAUCACGUAAGAGCUCGAAAUCUUUUGAAUAUCAAUGAUAAUUUAACAAAUGGAACUGAAAGUUCAAACACUUUUUAA
Trichomonas vaginalis G3 is the source of this 657-nucleotide messenger RNA. RefSeq lists its product as uncharacterized. Bases 1 to 657 code for a protein of 218 amino acids. The record is from RefSeq and is a predicted model, not a curated record. Lineage: Eukaryota; Parabasalia; Trichomonadida; Trichomonadidae. The transcript has a single exon.